UAUCCGCGCUCAAAACUCGAGCAUCUGCCCGCACCCGUACUUGCUGGCGAAAUUCUUGGCAAGCAAAGAAACUGCUCUUUCAUGCUCUUCGGAUGAAGAAGCAUGAAAUGUUUCGGCAUGUGUGACUAAAGGACAGCCGGAAAACCUUUACGUUAAAAAAAAAUCAUCCUUAGUGUGGUGUUUUGCAGGUUGGUUUAUAGAGAUUGGAACUGAAUAUUUGAUGAGAUGAAUAACUUGAAUUCAAGCAGCGGAAAAGGUUGUGACUUAGUGGAGCUGUUCAGUGACACAAGCAGAAUCAUUACUACAACCGUUUAUGCGGUAACGAUCAUAUGUGGACUGGUUGGAAAUGGUCUUGGCCUUUUCUUAGCGUCAAGAAGGAAGGCUGGAAAUCGCGCAACAAAUCUGUUUAUAGCAAAUAUGGCGGUGGCAGACCUACUUGUUACCCUGUUUGCUAUGCCUUCUUCGGUCCUUUUCAUCAAUGUGGGCCAGGAAUGGAUCGGAGGCGUCAUUGGGCAAGUUACAUGCAAGUUCGUCCAUUUUGCUUAUCAAAUGUCAAUUCCUGCUUCCAUUUUCACUGUUUUAUUGGUCUCGUUUCAUCGUUAUUUUGUUAUCUGUCAUCCCAUGAAAGCAAACGUGUUUCGAAAUGGCAAGGUCAUGACAGCAGUUAUCUGGAUAUCUUGUGCAGUAUAUGCAAUUCCAUUUGUGAUGGCAUAUGACAUAGUCGAAUAUAACGAUGCCAGCUAUUGCCUUCGCAUAUUUUCCCCAUUUGAGUAUCAGAAGUCCGGACAGACCUACUAUUUGGUUACUUUCAUUUUACUUUACUUUGUCCCUUUGACAAUCCUUUUGGUCUUGUACAGCCUCAUUACACACAGACUCUGGCAACGAAAAAUUCCUGGUAAUGUCAACAAAGCCAGAAUUAGAUUAGUUCAGAGGGAAAAGAGAAGGAUUAUAAAAGCUUUGAUUCUGAUUGUCAUGGUUUUUGUAAUCUGUUGGAUUCCAGCUCAUGCUACGCACUACUUGGCUUAUUAUCGCACGGAUAUCUAUUGCAAUAUACCAGCCGAAGUUGUAGUAUUCUUCUUUUGGCUCUGCCAGGCUAACAGUAUUAUAAAUCCAUGUUUGUAUGUGAUGAUAAGCCCCAGCUACCGCAAAUUUGUAGUGAGAAAUUUCGGGCGUGUUUGUUCUUGCUGAAGCCAUGCCAAUUUUAACUCUUUUAGGAUCAACAAACGAGGAACGCGUUGCUCCGAUAAACCGAACUCCUUUUGGGGAAAAGUACCUUAACUUCCUCGAAUAGUUUCGCACACCAAACGGAAAUGGCAUUAAUGUUCGUAAAACAAGGCUCUGGGAAAGGAAAAGUGAAAUGUUACAGUGGCCGAGAAAACUGAAGUUAACAAUAAUUCGUGAUGAUCAGUGAUGUGUCGGCUUCGGUGUUUCACAACGCGAAAGAUAUUGCUUCGAUAGACGUAAUAAAACCGUUCUGAUUCUGUGAAAUGGUUUGUUGAGUAGGCUAGAUAUAACGACCUACCAGUCUCUGCAAUUUUAAGCUCAGAAUUGGAAAGUAAGAUAUUUCAGUGAGAUAUGAAUAGAAAAAACGUCGGCUCGAGAUAAUUGUUAUUGACCAGUAAGCCAGUAUCAUAUCUCCGUAUCGUAUCUGUUGUGGAUCGUGUUUUAAAAACAGACAAGCUUGGUGAUAGAAAUAAGUGCUUAUGUCCCUCGUAAAACGGGAAAAUAAAUAAAACUAUGUAGAUAAA
This is a messenger RNA of Stylophora pistillata, 1748 nucleotides long. Its product is annotated as tachykinin-like peptides receptor 86C. Gene Ontology annotation, biological process: G protein-coupled receptor signaling pathway. The record is from RefSeq and is a predicted model, not a curated record. Gene Ontology annotation, molecular function: G protein-coupled receptor activity. Gene Ontology annotation, cellular component: plasma membrane. NCBI's taxonomy places the organism in Eukaryota, Metazoa, Cnidaria, Anthozoa, Scleractinia, Pocilloporidae.